CGCACUUCCUUGUGCAUGGCCCCGCUGCCCUGGGCGCUGAGCGCAGGCGCCGCACCCGGCUGGAGAAGGGCCGCGCGCCUGCUCCUCGCUCCCGCGCGCCCCGCGCCCUGCGCCAGUGCCCGCGCCAUGGCGUGCAGGCAGGAGCCGGCCCCGCCGGGACAGACACAGGGACCGCCGCCCGCCCGCGCCACCUACGACUACCUGGUGAUCGGGGGCGGCUCGGGCGGCCUGGCGAGCGCGCGCCGGGCGGCCGAGCUGGGCGCCAGGGCCGCCGUGGUGGAGAGCCACAAGCUGGGUGGAACUUGCGUGAAUGUUGGAUGUGUGCCGAAAAAGGUAAUGUGGAAUACAGCUGUCCACUCGGAAUUUAUACAUGAUCAUGUUGAUUAUGGCUUUCAGAACUGUGAGAGUAAAUUCAAUUGGCGUGUGAUAAAGGAAAAGCGAGAUGCCUACGUGAGCCGCCUGAACACCAUCUAUCAGAAUAACCUAACCAAGUCCCAUAUAGAUAUCAUCCAUGGCCAUGCAGCGUUUACGAACGAUUCCAGGCCAACAAUUGAGGUCAACGGGAUCAAGUACACUGCCCCGCACAUCCUGAUUGCCACAGGGGGGGUGCCCUCCCACCCACAAGAGAGCCAGAUCCCUGGGGCCAGCCUGGGGAUCACCAGCGAUGGAUUCUUUCAGCUGGAAGAAUUGCCUAGCCGCAGUGUCAUUGUCGGUGCGGGUUACAUUGCUGUGGAGAUAGCCGGGAUCCUUUCAGCCCUAGGUUCUAAGACAACAUUAAUGAUACGGCGUGAUAAGGUGCUUAGAAAUUUUGAUUCACUGAUCAGUUCAAACUGCACUGAAGAGCUGGAGAAUGCAGGCAUAGAGGUUCUGAAAUUUUCCCAGAUCAAAGAAGUUAAAAAGACUUCUUCUGGCUUGGAGCUCUCUGUGGUUACUUCAGAACCAGGUCAGAGUCCCACCAUGUCUACAAUUCCAGAUGUGGACUGCCUUCUCUGGGCCAUUGGGCGGGCCCCGAAUUCCAGGAGCCUAAAUUUAGACAAAGUGGGAGUUCAGACUGACGAUAAAGGUCAUGUCAUCGUCGAUGAGUUCCAGAACACGAGCAUAAAAGGCGUCUAUGCAGUCGGGGAUGUGUGUGGAAAAGCCCUUCUUACUCCAGUUGCCAUAGCUGCGGGCCGAAAACUUGCACAUAGACUUUUUGAAUGUAAAAAGGAUUCAAAAUUGGACUAUGACAAUAUCCCCACAGUGGUCUUCAGCCACCCGCCAAUUGGGACAGUAGGACUUACUGAAGAGGAGGCCAUUCAUAAAUAUGGAAGGGAAAACGUGAAGACCUAUUCAACCACCUUUACCCCAAUGUAUCACGCAGUUACCAAAAGGAAAACAAAAUGUGUGAUGAAAAUGGUCUGCGCCUUCCAAGAGGAAAAGGUGAUUGGCAUCCAUAUGCAGGGAAUCGGCUGUGAUGAAAUGCUACAGGGCUUUGCUGUGGCUGUGAAAAUGGGAGCAACAAAAGCCGACUUUGAUAACACGGUCGCCAUCCACCCAACCUCUUCAGAGGAGCUGGUCACGCUUCGCUGAAAGUCCAGGCACUAGCCUAAGACCCAAGACCACCAGUUAAUCACUUUCACCAUUUCAUUUUAUGAAUUUCUUUACCAUAAUCAGGAUCUUCUGCUAGUGAAAAUGAGCAGUCAAUAUCAAUUUAUGUAAUUGGACAUUUGUGAUUUUUUUUUAAUCUGAUCAUGUUUCACAAAAUUUUAAAGAUUUUUUUUUUUUCUUUAAGAUUAACAGCUCUAUGGUAGGUGAGUUUGGUUUUUUCAAUCUCAUUCAGAGUUCAAAGUGGGCUGGAGAGCUAUAGCAAGUUGGAAGAUGUGUUUUGCAUGCAGGUGGCCUGAGUUUGAUCUCUGGUACCACAUGGUCUCAGAGAACUGUCAGGAGUGACCCUACACAUAAAUCCAGAAGUAGCCCCUGUGCACCACUGUGUGCCCCCCUAAAAAAAUAUAUAUGAAGUACAAUGAAAUUAAUGUACUUGAAUAACUAUAGCUUGCUGAUUUUUUUUGUAGAGGAAGAUGACAGUAGCUUUUUCAUAUUUAAAUAAUGUAAA
Messenger RNA from Suncus etruscus (white-toothed pygmy shrew), 2092 nucleotides. It is a transcript of the gene GSR, whose product is annotated as glutathione-disulfide reductase. Gene Ontology annotation, biological process: cellular response to oxidative stress; glutathione metabolic process; cell redox homeostasis. The record is from RefSeq and is a predicted model, not a curated record. Gene Ontology annotation, molecular function: glutathione-disulfide reductase (NADPH) activity; flavin adenine dinucleotide binding; NADP binding. The transcript has 13 exons. NCBI's taxonomy places the organism in Eukaryota, Metazoa, Chordata, Mammalia, Eulipotyphla, Soricidae. Gene Ontology annotation, cellular component: mitochondrion; cytosol. The coding region runs from base 16 to 1569 and encodes 517 amino acids.